GCCCCGGUCAGGUGACCGCUGGCUGCGGCUUGUUUGCUGGUUCCGUGCUCCAGUCGCACCGUAAGCUGCGUGCCCACGGGUGGCUGAAGCGGAGAUGGCAGCCACUCUGCAGCGCAUGGAGCGGCUGUCCAGUCGGGUGGUGCGCGUCCUGGGCUGUAACCCGGGCCCCAUGACCCUGCAGGGCACCAACACCUACCUGGUAGGGACCGGCCCCAGGAGAAUCCUCAUUGACACUGGAGAACCAGCAAUUCCAGAAUAUAUCAUCUGUUUAAAGCAGGCUCUGAACGAAUUUAACACAGCAAUCCAGGAAAUCAUUGUGACUCACUGGCAUCGUGAUCAUACUGGAGGCAUAGGAGAUAUUUGUAAAAACAUUGAAAAUGACACUCCGUAUUGCAUUAAAAAACUCCCACGGAAUCCUCAGAGAGAAGAAAUUAUCGGAGAUGGAGAGCAACAAUAUAUUUAUCUAAAAGAUGGAGAUUUGGUUAAGACUGAGGGUGCCACUCUAAGAGUUAUAUACACACCUGGCCACACUGAUGAUCAUAUGGCUCUACUGUUAGAGGAGGAAAAUGCUCUCUUUUCUGGAGAUUGCAUCCUAGGGGAAGGAACAACUGUAUUUGAAGACCUCUAUGAUUAUAUGAACUCCCUAAAAAAGUUACUGAAAAUCAAAGCUGGUAUUAUAUAUCCAGGACAUGGCCCCGUAAUCCAUAAUGCUGAAGCUAAAAUUCAACAAUACAUUUCUCACAGAAAUAUUCGAGAACAGCAGAUUCUUCAAGUAUUUCAUGAAAAUUCUGAUAAAUCAUUUACAGCAAUGGAGCUUGUAAAAAUUAUUUACAAGAAUACUCCUGAGAAUUUACAUAUCGUGGCUGAACGUAAUCUCUUGCUUCAUUUGAAAAAAUUAGAAAAAGACGGAAUGAUAUUUAGCAACAUGGAUCCUGACAAGAAAUGGAAAGCUCAGCUUUAGUUUCAUAUUAGUGAAAAUUCUGUUGUUUUGUUUUUAGAGAAUGGUAUGUUUUCUUAACUAUUAAUUAUUUAUGGAGAUUAUAGAGUAUAUAACAUUUAAAAUAACUCUGGUUAUACUUUAAAAUGAUGUCAUGUUUUCAAAUAUAUAAAUUAUACUUUACAUCUAUGAUAUAGAAUAUUUAACCUAGAUCAUGUAACAUUUUACCAAAAAUUCAGGAACCAAUAGUUUAUCCACUUACAAUUGAUUAAGUAAAAUGAUUACUUUAAAAAUAAUAAAACUUAUAUAAUUUAAACUGGAUAUUAUUCUUGAAGAUUGGUUACCUAUUACCCGUGGCCAGUGGCACUAUGUUCUCUAGCUGCUUUAGUAAUUUCUAUGUAACCCUUCCUUUUCUGCAACCCUUGUCUAUAUCUUCAGAUGAUAGGUUUGUUUUCAUGUUUCUAUCGAUUAUAUCAUGAUUAUGUAUUCUGUAGUCCUUUAUCAUGUUUACUUUCUUAUAAUGAUACUAGAGGCCCAAUGCACGAAAGCUGAGCAAGGGGCCCAGCCCUCGCAGCCGCAGCAGCCUGCCUUGGACCUCGCAGCCCCAGCUUCGUCUGGAAGGUCGUCCGGCUGUCCAGUCUAAUUAGCAUAUUAUGCUUUUAUUAUUAUAGAUUCCACAAGUGAUUUAUGUAUAUCUACUUUGGGUAAUUAAAAAAUAUUAUAUUCCCAGUUAAAACCAUUAUAUAAUAAUUAUUUUUGUAAUCCAUGAAUAUAACCAACUUACUUUCCUAGUUUAGGGUUUAGUAUAGAAAUAGUCAUAAACAUAUACAGUAUAUGAAUUAUAUACCAAUUCUUUUAUUGAUUAAGGUAUUACAUGUGUGUCCUUAUACCCCCUUGCCUCCCCCCACACACACACUCAUCACCUCACCCCCCUGGUGUCUGUUCCUUUUUAUAGCAGCAUAGUAUUCCACUUACACCAAUUUUUUUUAAUUAGAGGAUUAUAAGACAAUGCAUUUUUAUAUAAGUAAUGUUCUUAAAUAGUGGUUAGGUUCUCAGUGUGGCCACCAAUGCUUAUUUAACCCACAAGGUUAUCAAACCACAUUACUAAAAUGAGCUCAAAAUCCUGAAAAUGUAUUUUCUGUACUCUUUCCUAAGAUAAAACUUUUAAUAUUUUUUAACUCCCUCUUUCUGCUCUUUUCCCCAAGACCCUAGCAUUUUCAUACUAUUCUGAAUACCUACUCUCAUGCCCUAGAGCAGUGAUGGCGAACCUUUUGAGCUCGGCGUGUCAGCAUUUUGAAAAACCCUAACUUAACUCUGGUUCCGUGUCACAUAUAGAAAUUUUUUGAUAUUUGCAACCAUAGUAAAACAAAGACUUAUUUUUUUGAUAUUUAUUUUAUAUAUUUAAAUGCCAUUUAACAAAGAAAAAUCAACCAAAAAAAUGAGUUUGCGUGUCACCUUUGACAUGCAUGUCAUAGGUUCACCAUCACUGCCCUAGAGACUGUUGAGUUCCUGAAACCUUCCCAUAUUAUGAAGUAAUUGUGAACUCAACAACAAAAAACAAGCUACCCAAUUCAAAAUUGGGCAAAGGACUUGAAUAGAAACUUCUCCAAAGAAGGUAUACAAAUGGCCAAUAAACACAUGCAAAGUUGUUCAGCAUUACUAAUCAUUAGGGAAAUGCAAAUUAAAACCACAAUGAGGUGCCACUUCAUGCCCAUUAGGAUGGCUAUUAUUUAAAAAAGAAAA
Messenger RNA from Myotis daubentonii (Daubenton's bat), 2680 nucleotides. It is a transcript of the gene LACTB2, whose product is annotated as lactamase beta 2. Gene Ontology annotation, cellular component: mitochondrial matrix. Gene Ontology annotation, molecular function: RNA endonuclease activity; single-stranded RNA binding. NCBI's taxonomy places the organism in Eukaryota, Metazoa, Chordata, Mammalia, Chiroptera, Vespertilionidae. The record is from RefSeq and is a predicted model, not a curated record.